AUGAAGACUCUCAGAGCACUCCUCGUCGUCACUGCUAUCGUGUUUAUCACGCUUAGUCAGGAAGUCUAUUGUAAAGAAAUUGUUAAUGCAGCUAACAGUAACCACGCUGGACCCGAGAAGAUAAUUCAGUUAUUUGCUAAACGUCGUCUAGUCCUCAAAAAACGGCAAAACAAUAAUAUACAAGUCCCCCCACUUCCAGACACGAGCCAGUUACUCACAGUGCCACAGCUGCCUUCCUUACCACCGCUCUCACUGACUCCUGCGGCUGCUCCGGCCGCGGCUCCCGCUUUGGCUCCGGCUCCAGCUCCAGUUCAAGGUUAUCCGAAUCCAGUUCCUUAUUACAGUCUGGUGCCUGCCGUUGGUUCCGCUCCUUCCACUGGCGAUAAAGAUAAAGAUGACGACGAUGACGACGAUGAUGAUGAUGACGAUGAGGAGGAGGAUGAUGAUUGA
Molecule: messenger RNA, 450 nt
Organism: Mycotypha africana
Lineage: Eukaryota; Fungi; Mucoromycota; Mucoromycetes; Mucorales; Mycotyphaceae
Exons: 1
Coding region: 1-450 (149 amino acids)
Source: RefSeq, a predicted model, not a curated record